AUGAUCAUGGCAAAAAGUAACGGCGAGAAUCCAAACAUGUCCAUUUUACAAAGAUUGAGCACGAGCGAUUUGCCACUGGUGAAAGAAUAUGGUCUGCCUGGAGUUAUUGGUGCUCUUUUACUGGCUAUAGUUAUUCCUAUCUUGCUUUCUUCCAUGUUUAGCAAAAAGGUGAAAAAGAGAGCAGUGCAAGUUGAUGUUGGUGGUGAAGCAGGCCUUGCCAUGCGAAACAGUAGAUUUUCCUCUUUAAUUCAAGUUCCGUGGGAGGGUGCCACCACAAUGGCAGCUCUGUUUGAGAUGGCUAGCAAAAAGUACACUCAGCACCGGUGUCUUGGCACAAGAAAACUGAUUAGUAGUGAAUUCAUAGAAGCUGCUGAUGGAAGGAAGUUUGAGAAACUGCACCUUGGUGAAUAUCAAUGGAAUUCCUAUGCAGAGGCAUUUAAACGUGCAUGUAACUUUGCUUCUGGUCUCAUCAAGAUGGGGCACCAGCUAGAUAGUCGUGCUGCUAUCUUUUCUGAUACUAGAGCCGAGUGGAUCAUUGCUGCUCAGGGAUGCUUUCGACAAAAUUUAACUGUUGUAACAAUUUAUGCAUCUCUCGGCGAGGAUGCACUGGUGCAUUCACUAAACGAGACACAGGUUUCCACUCUGAUUUGUGAUUCAAAACAACUUAAGAAGCUGCCUGCAGUCAGCUCAAAGUUGCAUAGUCUUAAGCAUGUUAUCUACAUUGAGGAUGAACCUGUUGAGGCUGACACACUUAAUCAACUGAAACACUUGACAACAUUAUCUUUUAAUGCGGUUGAGGAGUUGGGCAAAACAUCACAUGCAGAUGCGAGACUACCAUCAAGCACUGAUACUGCAGUUAUUAUGUAUACAAGUGGAAGUACUGGUCUCCCCAAGGGUGUGAUGAUUACGCAUGGCAACAUGGUGGCCACAAUUGCAGCAGUGAGGACAAUAAUUCCAAACCUUGGCACAAGUGAUGUUUAUCUGGCAUACCUUCCGCUGGCUCAUGUUUUUGAACUAGCGGCAGAGUCUGUCAUGUUAGCUUCUGGUGUUGCUAUUGGAUACGGCUCAGCUUUGACAAUGACUGAUGCAUCAAAUAAGAUAAAGAAGGGGACAAAAGGAGAUGUUUCUGUACUGAAACCUACUCUAAUGAUUUCAGUUCCUGCAAUUCUGGAUCGCAUAAGAGAUGCAGUGUUUAAGAAGGUUGCUGAGAAGGGUGGCAUAACCAAAAAGCUAUUUGAUGUUGCAUAUAAACGAAAUCUUGGAGCAAUCGAAGGGAGUUGGACUGGAUCUUGGGCGCCAGAGAGGUUUAUAUGGAAUAGCAUUAUCUUCAAACCAAUACGUGCGAUGCUUGGAGGGCAUAUAAGAUUUAUUCUUUGUGGUGGCGCACCUCUUUCAAGUGAAACACAAAGAUUCAUAAAUAUAUGUCUGGGUGUCCCAGUUGGUCAAGGCUAUGGAUUGACCGAGACUUGCGCUGGAGCAGCUUUCUCUGAAUGGGAUGACAUAAGUGUGGGUCGUGUUGGUCCACCCCUCCCUUGUUGCUAUGUCAAGCUUAUUUCAUGGGAAGAAGGUGGUUAUAGAAUUUCUGAUUCUCCAAUGCCCCGUGGAGAGGUUGUCAUUGGUGGCCACAGUAUAACAAAAGGUUAUUUCAACAAUGAAGCAAAAACAAAUGAGGUGUAUAAGGUGGAUGAGAGGGGAAUACGCUGGUUUUACACUGGAGAUAUUGGCCAGUUCCAUCCUGAUGGAUGCGUUGAGAUCAUCGACAGGAAAAAAGACAUAGUAAAACUUCAACAUGGAGAAUAUGUAUCUCUUGGCAAGGUUGAAUCAGCUCUACAGACAAGCAAUUAUGUGGACAACAUCAUGGUCUAUGCUGAUCCAUUUCAUAGUUACUGUGUUGCACUGGUCGUGCCACCACACCAGGCCUUGGAGAAGUGGGCUCAAAAUUCAGGGAUAAGCUACAAAGACAUUGAGGAGCUGUGUCACAACGAUCAAGCAAUUAAGGAGGUCCAGCAAUCUCUAUCAAAGGCCGCGAAAGCAGCGAGGCUCGAGAAGUUUGAAAUACCAGCUAAGAUCAUUUUGCUGCCUGAACCUUGGACCCCAGAGUCUGGGCUUGUGACCGCUGCGCUUAAGCUGAAGAGGGAGCAGCUGAAGGCCAAAUUUAAAGAUGACCUGAACAAGCUCUACCAGUAG
Molecule: messenger RNA, 2187 nt
Organism: Triticum turgidum subsp. durum (durum wheat)
Lineage: Eukaryota; Viridiplantae; Streptophyta; Magnoliopsida; Poales; Poaceae
Source: the annotation of a GenBank genome assembly